Messenger RNA from Capsaspora owczarzaki ATCC 30864, 2791 nucleotides. RefSeq names its product eukaryotic translation elongation factor 2. Gene Ontology annotation, biological process: translational elongation. Gene Ontology annotation, cellular component: cytosol; ribonucleoprotein complex. The transcript has 2 exons. Lineage: Eukaryota; Filasterea; Ministeriida; Capsasporidae. Bases 23 to 2545 code for a protein of 840 amino acids. Gene Ontology annotation, molecular function: GTPase activity; ribosome binding; translation elongation factor activity. The record is from RefSeq and is a predicted model, not a curated record.
CUCCUUUGUUCAAUCUUACAAAAUGGUCAACUUCACUAUCGACCAGAUUCGCGCCCAGAUGGACCGCAAGACCAACAUCCGCAACAUGUCGGUCAUUGCUCACGUCGAUCACGGCAAGUCCACCCUUACCGAUUCGCUCAUCUCCAAGGCCGGUAUCAUCGCCGAUAACCGUGCCGGUGACAUGCGUUUCAUGGACACCCGCCCCGACGAACAGGAGCGUUGCAUCACCAUCAAGUCGACUGCCAUCUCCCUGUACUACGAGCUUGCCGCCCACGACAUGUCCUUCAUUACCCAGAAGGUCGACGGCAACGGUUUCCUCAUCAACCUGAUUGACUCCCCCGGACACGUCGAUUUCUCGUCUGAGGUCACUGCCGCCCUCCGUGUCACCGACGGUGCCCUCGUCGUCGUCGAUUGCGUCUCUGGCGUCUGCGUCCAGACCGAGACUGUGCUUCGUCAGGCUAUUGCCGAGCGCAUCAAGCCCGUCCUCAUGAUGAACAAGAUGGAUCGUGCUCUUCUCGAGCUCCAGCUUGACAAGGAGGAGCUCUACCAGACCUUUGCCCGCAUUGUCGAGUCUGUCAACGUCAUCAUCUCCACCUACGGUGAGGAUGGCGGCCCGAUGGGUGAGAUCCAGGUCAACCCCUCGCGCGGCACUGUCUGCUUUGGCUCUGGCCUCCACGGCUGGGGCUUCUCGCUCAAGCAGUUUGCCGAGAUGUACGCCGAGAAGUUCAAGAUCCCCACCGACAAGAUGAUGAAGCGUCUUUGGGGUGAGGAGUUCUACUCGCCUGCCGAGAAGAAGUGGAACCAGUCUGGCGGCUCUGGCUAUGUCCGUGGCUUUGUCCAGUUCAUCCUCGACCCGAUCUACAAGCUGUUCGACGCCGUCCUCAAGAACAAGACCGACGUCCUCAACAAGAUGAUUGAGGCUCUCCAGAUCAAGCUCCAGCCCGAGGAGCGUGAGCAGGAGGGCAAGCCCCUGCUCAAGACCCUCAUGCGCAAGUGGCUCCCCGCUGGCGAUGCUCUUCUUCAGAUGAUCACCAUCCACCUCCCUUCGCCCGUCACCGCCCAGGCUUACCGCUGCGAGCUCCUCUAUGAGGGCCCCAUGGACGAUGAGGCUGCCAUGGCCAUCAAGGCCUGCGACUCGAAGGGUCCCCUCGUCAUGUACGUCUCCAAGAUGGUCCCCACCUCGGACAAGGGCCGCUUCUACGCUUUCGGCCGUGUCUUCGCCGGCACCGUCUCCACUGGUCUUAAGUGCCGCAUUAUGGGCCCCAACUACGUGCCCGGCAAGAAGGACGAUCUCUACCUCAAGCCAAUCCAGCGCACCGUUCUCAUGAUGGGACGCUACGUCGAGGCCAUCGAAGACGUCCCCGCCGGCAACAUUGUCGGUCUUGUCGGUGUCGACACGUACCUCAUCAAGACUGGUACCAUCUCCACCUUCGACGAGUGCCACAACAUGCGCGUCAUGAAGUACUCUGUCUCGCCCGUCGUCCGCGUCGCCGUCGAGGCCAAGAACCCCGCCGAUCUCCCCAAGCUCGUCGAGGGUCUUAAGCGUCUUGCCAAGUCCGAUCCCCUCGUCCAAUGCACGAUCGAGGAGUCUGGCGAGCACAUUAUUGCCGGUGCUGGUGAGCUCCACCUCGAAAUCUGCUUGAAGGAUCUCGAGGAGGAUCACGCUCAGAUCCCGAUCAAGAAGUCCGACCCCGUCGUCUCGUACCGCGAGACUGUCGAAGUCGAGUCUGACCGCAUCUGCUUGUCCAAGUCGCCCAACAAGCACAACCGUCUCUACAUGAAGGCCGUCCCCUUCGAGGAGGGUCUUGCUGCCUCUGUCGAUUCCGGCGAGGUCAACGCCAAGGACGAUCCCAAGAACCGUGCCAAGAUUCUUGCCGAGAAGUACAACUGGGACGUUACCGACGCCCGCAAGAUUUGGUGCUUCGGCCCCGAGGGCUCUGGCCCCAACAUUCUUGUUGAUGCCACCAAGGGCACCCAGUACAUGAACGAAAUCAAGGAUUCGUGCGUUGCUGGUUUCCAGUGGGCCUCCAAGGAGGGUGUCCUCUGCGACGAAUGGAUGCGUGGCAUUCGCUUCAACGUCCUCGACGUUACCCUGCACGCUGAUGCCAUCCACCGUGGUGGCGGUCAGAUCAUCCCCACCGCCCGCCGCUGCGUCUACGCCUGCGUCCUCACUGGUGAGCCCCGUCUCCUCGAGCCCAUCUACCUCGUCGAGAUCCAGUGCCCCGAGUCUGCCCAGGGUGGUAUCUACUCUGUGCUCAACCGUCGCCGUGGUCACGUCUUCGCCGAAGACCGCGUUGCCGGCACCCCCAUGUACAUGGUCAAGGCUUACCUCCCCGUCAACGAGUCGUUCGGCUUCACUGCCGAUCUUCGCUCGAACACCGGUGGCCAGGCUUUCCCCCAGUGCGUCUUCUCCCACUGGGCCAUCCUCCCCGGCAACCCCCUCAUUGCUGGCACCAAGCCCAACGAAAUCAUCCUCUCCACCCGCAAGCGCAAGGGUCUCAAGGAGGUUGUUCCCGAUCUCGAGGAGUACUUUGACCGUCUCUAAGCGACUUGUUUUUAUUCAGGCUUUGCGCACCCCCCAAUCCUUGUGAUUUUUGGAGUACACUUGGUCUGCAUCAUGUCUUGGUUGCUUUGAUAUUUUUUUUUUUUACUCUUAUCUUGAAUCUGGAUUUUCGGAGAAGUACCACUUGUGUUCUCCUUUUUGUUGUGUCGUUGUGUUUAUGCGUUGCCCAUUCUGGCUUCAAUACACUGAUGAAAAAAUCUAAAAACACAAACCAACAUUAAAAAAUCA